This is a messenger RNA of Dujonia railenensis, 1191 nucleotides long. NCBI's taxonomy places the organism in Eukaryota, Fungi, Ascomycota, Pichiomycetes, Serinales, Debaryomycetaceae. The record is from the annotation of a GenBank genome assembly.
AUGUCAGACUCCACAUAUACUCCCAAAUCGAUUGUGCUUGCCAAGGUAAAGGGAUAUCCUCCUUGGCCAGCAAUGGUGUUGGACGAAAGUUUACUUCCAGAACAUAUCCUAAUCAAAAAGCCAAAGACUGUGAAACAGCCUAAGGCAUCAUCAAAGAAUACCAAGAAAGUUGAGAUACUCCCUGUGAGAUUUUUCAGCGACGACACGUAUAUCUGGAUUAAGGACUCAGAUGUCAAGGAUUUAAAGGAAGAUACGAUUAAGGGGUUUUUAGAAAAAGAAGGUGCUAAGAGGAAGAAUGAUAACCUAUUAAAGGUAGCCUACGAGUUGGCAAAUAGUCCGCCAGAUAUGGAAUUAUUCAUAAAGUUCGGAUCUAAGGGAGAACCAGAACCAGAACCAGAACCAGAGCCUGAACUAGAAUUGGAAGAACUGGAGGCUGAAACCAAGGAGCCACCUAAAAAGAAGCAGGCCAAAUCUCGAGCCAAACCCGGCCCCAAGGCUUCUUCUAGCAAGGCUUCUUCUAGCAAGGCAGCAUCUAGUAAGGCAGCAUCUAGUAAGGCAGCUUCUACUAAAGCAGCAUCUAGUAAGGCAACCUCUAGUAAGGCAGCUUCUAGUAAAGCAGCAGCCUCCAAAGCAGCGCCCAAGCCAGCGCCCAAACCAAAGGUUGUUGACCCGUAUGAAGGUUACGACAGUGACUGGGGACUCAAUGAAAAUGAUGGAGGAGAAGACGAUGACGAAAACUAUAUUUUUUCGAAUAAAAAGGAACAGCAUGAGUUUGAAACCAAGUUUCCCUCAUCUCAGGCGAUUACCGAACACCACCGUAAAGUUACGGAACAGAUUCAGAAAAUCAGAGAUAACCUCAGCAAACUUUUAUUGAUUGAAGAAUCAGUCAAUGAACAAUCCAUUCUUAAGGAAUUGGGCAAACUUAAGUCUAUGAAGUUGCCUAGUUCUCUCAUCAAAGCUACCCAGUUAAACAAGUUAUUGAUAGUAGUAUUGAGACGCCCAAGUGAUGCAUUUCCAUUUAAGAGUAUAAGGAAUGAGAUAUCAGGCUUACUUAAGAAGUGGCUUGAUUUAGAAAUUCUUCCUAACGACUCAGAAGAUUUUAAGUUGCCAGAGAAUGGUUCGCCAAGCGAACCUGUGAGCAGGAACCUGGUUGUUCCGGAAUCAGCGGCAACCAUAGAGAACGGAAAUUAA